Messenger RNA from Staurois parvus, 455 nucleotides. NCBI's taxonomy places the organism in Eukaryota, Metazoa, Chordata, Amphibia, Anura, Ranidae. The record is from the annotation of a GenBank genome assembly.
AGGUUCAGUCCAUGAAGGACAGAAAGGCCCAUACAGAGGAUAAAAGCAGACUGAGUCAUCACAUGAUUGUCGCUCUGCCACAUCUUCUAGCUAAGUUUUCGGCUGAUGCAGACAAAAUGGAAACUGUUUUGAAGGUGGUGGGGUACCUGGAGCUGGAGAUGUAUUGUACUGGUAGACUGGAAAAGUACUUUGAUCUUCUCUUGACCCAAAUACGAGAGAUCCUGGAGAAACACACUGACCCGAAGGUUCUGGAGAGCUGUUCCCGGGCACUCUACACUUUAUCUGACCGCAAACAGACUUUGCACAAGAAGACCGACCUCACGGUCAGCCAGUUGGUGGACGGGCUCAGUGACCACUUCCUAAAAUUGCUCCCAGACAUCCUGCAGGUGUCUGACCUGGAUGAAGACGAUGUCUAUAAUGCUGCUGCCACAAUGAAAAGACUUUCAGCUCUGUAC